GAGGAGCUAUUCACACUACGUUAAGCUAGUUUUCUCACUCAGGGUUUGUUGUCAUUUAUUCUUAUCUCAAGUGUCUGCGGGCGGCCAUUAUCCAGAUAACCAAAUCUUCUUCAACAAGAGGAGGCUCUUUGCCACAUUUUCAUCUAGCUUCUCAGAAAGAGGCAUGCCACAGAACGUGUCAGGCAUGAGCAGUGGGCAUACCAGGCGGCGAGAGGAGUUGAAGGUUGUGAUAGUAGGUGAUGGUGGAUGUGGGAAAACCUCCCUCCUCAUGGUUUACACUAAAAAAAGACUUUCCAGAGGUCGAGAGGACUAUGACCGAUUACGGCCCCUGUCCUAUCCGAACGCUAACCUGGUAUUGAUCUGCUAUGAUGUAAAUUGCCCCUCAAAUUAUGACAAUGUCCUAAUAAAGUGGUACCCCGAGGUGCAUCACUUCUGCCAUGGCGUGCCCAUUAUCCUGGUAGGAUGCAAAACAGAUCUUCGGAAAGACAAGGCCUUGGCAAGGAAACUGUGGUCCUCAGGCCAGAACCCCAUCACAUACAUCCAGAAUCUGAGCAGGGUGAAGAGACCGAAAGGAAGAUCAAAGCUGAGCUCUACUUGGAGUGUUCAGCCAAAUACAAGGAGAAUGUGGAGGACAUAUUCAGAGAGGCUACCAAACAAGCCCUUGCAGCAACAAGGAAAUCCAGAAAGGCAAAGAGGAACGGAUUCUGUGCCCUUCUGUGACCCAAGAGAUAAUGAUAUCCACCACCGCGAGCUCCUGAUACAGACAAUACUCUAGCCCUACUCAGGGAAAACACAGAUGAUGACAGACUACUUCUCCCUACGAGUCCUCUUAUAAUAUUGUUGCUGCAUUUUACCCUUCUGCUAACCGACUUCCUUUGUUGUUCCUUCCUGCUAAUUCUUGACACAUUGUCAAAAUGUGUUUCUUUAAUAGAAACGAACAACGCCCUCAAGUUAUAGAACCACAAAUGGGGACAUUUGAUCUUAGAAAUUUAAGGAGGCAUGAGGAAGAAGUUGAAGGUACCAUUGUAUAAUAAUUGAAGGUUCCAUUGUAUUUUUCAUUUUGAUGUAUCCAAAUCUUUUAAUUUAUACAAAAGAGAAGGUUGACUCAAACAGUAAUUCACAUAGUACAUCUCAUAGAUGUAAAAAGAAAACUUUUAAAAAACAUGAUUAAGUGAAGCAACAUAAAUCUGGAUUAGCUUGUAGAAUUCAUUCUUCCAUAAGCCUAGGGUUGUUAUGCAUAAUAACAAUUGCACUUUGAAUUCAGUCCUUCUAAUAACAAUGAAUGUAAUCAGAUAUGACAUACACUAUGUAUAAUGUAUUUCAGAAAUGUUAAUGAUUACCUAAUAAAGAGGUUCUCAAUCCAAUUCACUUACCUUUGGGGAGACUCAGCACAUUGUAACAGAUUUACAGUAUACGACUAUAAAACUAUUCAACCCCUUGGAUUUGGCAACAGACACAAGGCAGUAUAGUCAGAGUAAACAAUUAAGUGGAGCUUAAUAAACCCUCAAACAGAACAUCUUAAAAACAUCAAAUGGCAUUUAAAGGGGAUGUUUUAAAAAAGGCGUCAACCAUCAUCCAAUAUACUGACGCAUAAAAUAAUAAAAAAACGCAAAUAAUCAUGCCAUUAUUUUAUUAAAGUAAUAUGUGCACUUGGAUCGCAUUCAAAGGUUGAUGAUAAAGAUCUGGAGUUUUGCCUCCAUUUAAAUGAAUUUAGAAGUAGCUACUUGUGACUUCACAUAAAUG
Molecule: messenger RNA, 1743 nt
Organism: Oncorhynchus keta (chum salmon)
Lineage: Eukaryota; Metazoa; Chordata; Actinopteri; Salmoniformes; Salmonidae
Product: rho-related GTP-binding protein RhoF-like
Exons: 4
Coding region: 164-775 (203 amino acids)
Biological process (GO): cell migration; small GTPase-mediated signal transduction
Molecular function (GO): GTPase activity; GTP binding
Source: RefSeq, a predicted model, not a curated record